AUGUCUUCUACAUACUUUCUAGAAACAACAGCUACUGCAGCGGCGGACACGACGACGUCUGUCCCUCACGCGCCACUACUCACCUCACGCUUGUCUCAUGCUGUUUCGGCUGCUCAGCCUCCCAUGCCGCCACUUUUAUCCAGACAGGUAUUGCGUCGGCAUGAAUAUUCAGUGCUCAUGGGGGAGACGGAGGAACAUGUGUUGGAGGAGGUUCAGGUGGACUUGGAUCCGGUUGUGGCGCUGGACAUGCUGUGGAAUGCAGUGUUCGUGGCGGUGUCUGUGGUGACCUUGAUCAUUACGUUGGAUGAGAAACCUAAUACUCCUAUUAGAAUAUGGGUUUGCGGCUAUGCUCUGCAGAGCUCGGUGCAUGUUGUUUUGGUUUGGUUGGGGUGCAGGAGGAGGAACACCAGCACAACGUCCGCCAUUGAUGAGGAGAGAGGAGACGCUGCUGCUGAAGAUGUUAAUGAUCGUGAAGAUGAAGAAGAUGAGACUGAAAGCAGUCUUUUUAAUUCAUAUCAACCAAGUGUAGCUAAACGAUGCGAAUCCGCGAAUAUAAUGGCAUCGUUUCUUUGGUGGAUGGUAGGCCUCUACUGGGUUGUUUCCGGUGGUGAAAUUUUUCUGCAAAACGCUCCACGUUUAUUCUGGUUGGCUGUGGUUUUUCUGGCAUUCGAUGUGUUCUUUGGAAUCGUUUGUGUUGUUUUGGCAUGUUUGAUCGGGAUUGCUCUUUGCUGCUGCUUGCCCAGCAUCAUUGCAAUCUUUUAUGCUGCUUCCAAGCAGGAAGGUGCAGCAGAAGCAGAUCUUAAUAUCCUUCUGAAAUAUCGAUUUCGGAUAAACAAUGAUGAAAACUCAAGUACGAGGGCGGGGAAAAUGGUCCCUGUAGAAACGAGUGGCAGAUGUUUGGGAAAUGAGCAUUUACUCUUACCUGAGGAUGCAGAAUGUUGUAUAUGUCUCAACUUGUACCAAGAUGGCGAAGAACUCCAUUCUCUCCCUUGCAACCACCAUUUUCAUUCAACAUGCAUCGUGAAGUGGCUUAAGAUGAAAGCAACAUGCCCGCUCUGCAAACACAGUAUAUUAAAGGGAGACGAACACGAAUGA
This is a messenger RNA of Hibiscus syriacus, 1095 nucleotides long. Its product is annotated as E3 ubiquitin protein ligase RIE1-like. Bases 1 to 1095 code for a protein of 364 amino acids. The transcript has 5 exons. NCBI's taxonomy places the organism in Eukaryota, Viridiplantae, Streptophyta, Magnoliopsida, Malvales, Malvaceae. The record is from RefSeq and is a predicted model, not a curated record.